AUGCAGAGCACUCGUGCCUCCGGUGCACGCUUCAGGCAGAGGAAACUCUCGACCAAGCAUCCGCUUCAGGUUGUCAAGGAGAAUGAGAUAGAGACCUUUGCCAUCGAUGAAGACCCUCAACGCCACAUACCUCAUGUUGAGACUGGUGUAGAAAAGGCAGAGGAGACGGAACACCAUCUCCAGGCGGUCAUCUCUGCCUCUGCCGCUGCGUCGCUAGGUGCGAAAGUCAACCAAGUCUUUAUUCCUACUCCAGAGACGAAAUCCAGUGGUAUUCCUUAUGAUCAAUUGUAUCCGCGACAGUUUGCCGAACCUGCUACCUACAUUCGCUUCAGUUCGACGGUCGAGGACUGUAUUGGGCAUCAGUACAACAUUGACGAAGAGGACGAUGUCUUUCUGCUGAACUUCAACACUUCGAAGAAAGAUCAAGACAAACUCUCUGAAGACAUCUUCGAGGAGUCGAUGAGUUUUUUUGAACUCAAGUCAGAAAAGAAUCAUCCCUUCGCCAACAUUUCCAACGCUCCCAUCUUGACACUUGAGGAAGCCGAAGGCUACUUUGACGAUCCAGAGGACGAGACAAAUCUUUCUGUAGAAGCUCGCAAAUGGGCGAAAGAGGUCUACGAGCAUUGGCGUUCGAGGAGAGUACAGAACGGCAACCGCUCGUUGCUGUCGAAUCUCAAGUUCGAGACCGGUGCCGAUACUGACGACAACGACGCAUAUGUCUGUUUCAGACGUCGCGAAGUACGUCAGGCUCGCAAGACCAGAGGUAGAGAUGCACAAGUGACCGAAAAGCUCAAGAAGUUGAGAAGAGAACUUGAAGAUGCCAGGCAGCUUCUAAUAACUGUCAAUCAGCGCGAGCGGUUGGUCAAGGACAGGAUAGAGACAGAACGCAAGGUGUUCGAACAGCGCAGUGAGUUGAAGAGGGUCAAGGUGCAACAAGGGAUCAAAGGAGAAAAGGGAGAAGAUGAGGAACUUCUUGUUAACCAGAGGCCCACGCCCAAGCCCAGACCAGCAAAGGCCGAUGGACAACGACCCACGACUUUGCGUCUUCCCGGCAGGCCAGAAGCAGCCCGUGCACCAGAAAACGAUCUUGUGCAACUGUCAGACAUUCAGGAAGAAGCGGCGGCGGCGGUGCAGCGGUCAGUCGAAGAAAAGAUUGGCCAGCAUCGCAAGUGGAACAAGGACUGGGUGGACAACACCUGGGGUCCAAUUACUCCACCGGCCGAGCCUUCUUCAGCGUCUGGAUAUCUUCCACGCAUCGAAGAGAUUCAACUUCCAACGCCCCCAGCAUCCUUGCGAUCAGAGACAUCACAAGAUCAUGUCAAGGAUGUCGAGAUGAAAGACGCAGACCUGCCUACACCGGUCAGCGCUGCACAAGAACAACCACUUCGGACCAUGUUCCGCUUCAACUCUCCGCCACCAGAAGCAGGAUAUGAGAGACCAGCGUACAGGCGAAGAUAUGGUCGUAACGGACGCUUGUAUAUUGAACAACGCAAGCCGCGCAUGUUCGUGCAGAGCAAAGGAGUGAUAGGCGACUCUGACGACGAGAGUGAUGGUGAGACGGUCGUGUAUCCCAUGGAUUGCUACGACACAUUGGGCAUCAGCUACCGAGCGAGCAUUCUGGCGCCGCGAAGGCUAGCGGAGCCAGCAGCCGAGCAUGCGGUGCAUCUGAGGCGGACAGCAUCGAGCGGCGAUGUGGCAAUGGCAGGCGGGCAAUCCACAGCAGGCCAUGGAACCAGUCAUGGCCAGAGCGAGGGCGGCAGCUGA
Molecule: messenger RNA, 1764 nt
Organism: Aureobasidium subglaciale EXF-2481
Lineage: Eukaryota; Fungi; Ascomycota; Dothideomycetes; Dothideales; Saccotheciaceae
Exons: 2
Coding region: 1-1764 (587 amino acids)
Biological process (GO): regulation of transcription by RNA polymerase II
Cellular component (GO): piccolo histone acetyltransferase complex
Source: RefSeq, a predicted model, not a curated record